AUGUAUCGGUACAAAGAUGCAGCCAAGGACAUCAAGAGCCUCAGUGCAUUUGCAAUGCACAAGUUCAAAGAACUUCGUGGACAUCGUGUGCCCGAACCACCAACUGCACUCGAGAAUUUCUAUGAGCACGUGAAGGAACGCGCUGCUGAUAUUUUGGAUGACAGCCAAGCACUGACGGUAAUUGGUGUCGGCGGUCUGAUCGCUAUUGUUGCUGCUACAAUUUAUGCGAAUGCAAGGAGGAAGCAACACGUCGAAAGCAAUAAGCCGAAGACCAACUGA
Molecule: messenger RNA, 279 nt
Organism: Gongylonema pulchrum
Lineage: Eukaryota; Metazoa; Nematoda; Chromadorea; Rhabditida; Gongylonematidae
Source: the annotation of a GenBank genome assembly